Messenger RNA from Penicillium concentricum, 1683 nucleotides. RefSeq names its product putative SIR2 family histone deacetylase (Hst4). Gene Ontology annotation, biological process: pericentric heterochromatin formation; regulation of DNA repair; negative regulation of transcription by RNA polymerase II. The record is from RefSeq and is a predicted model, not a curated record. Gene Ontology annotation, molecular function: NAD+ binding; histone deacetylase activity, NAD-dependent. The coding region runs from base 1 to 1683 and encodes 560 amino acids. Lineage: Eukaryota; Fungi; Ascomycota; Eurotiomycetes; Eurotiales; Aspergillaceae. The transcript has 2 exons. Gene Ontology annotation, cellular component: mating-type region heterochromatin.
AUGGGGGAUUUCGAUUUCGAUUCUUCAUCUGAUAUAUCGGAUUUGAGCUCCGCACCUUCAUCACCAAGACUAGAAUCGUCACCAGAGCCAGCAGAGCGAUACCCGACGCCUUCAUCCCAAGAGGGAGCUGAGGAGGGUUCUGCACGCCAAGCCCGUCCAAAGAGGAGACGCAACCCCCUACCAAAGGAACGGACCACUCAAUAUCUCGAUCUAUCCAAAUCUCUUUAUGAACAAAAUGAUCAACAUUAUUUGCUCGUUCAAACUCUGCGUCACCAAAAAGACAUUGUCGUCAUCGCUGGCGCCGGCAUUUCCACUGCUGCGGGUAUUCCGGACUUUCGCUCCACAGAUGGUCUCUUUAAAUCAUUGCAAAAGAAACAUAACUUGAAAGCCUCCGGCAAGCUUCUCUUCGAUGCUGCCGUCUAUCAGGAUGACGCAUUGACCGCCCCCUUUCACGAAAUGGUCCGGUCGCUGUCGGAGGAGGUCGCCAAUAUUAAGCCCACCGCCUUCCACCAAAUGCUCGCCCGAUUAGGUAUCGAGUCUCGCCUCAAGCGACUUUACACCCAAAAUAUCGAUGGCAUUGAAACCUCGAUGGGCCCACUGGCAACUGAGGUCCCACUUAAUGUCAAGGGUAGUUGGCCGGUCACUAUUCAACUACACGGUAGUAUUGAGAAGAUGGUAUGCCAGAAGUGUCGCUACCUCGCCAACUUCGAUCCCGACAUGUUCAUGAAAGCCGACCCACCCGAUUGCACAGAGUGUGCUGAAAUCGACGUAGCUCGCCAAGCCGUUGGUCAACGGAGUCACGGAAUUGGUCGAAUGCGCCCGCGCAUUGUCCUCUAUAAUGAGCACAACCCCGACGAAGAGGCAAUCACCUCUGUGAUGAAUGCCGAUAUCAAGUCCCGCCCUCGCGUCCUGAUUGUCGCCGGUACCAGCUUGAAGAUUCCCGGGGUCCGUCGACUCGUCAAGAGCUUGUGCACAAUGAUCCGCAGUCGCAAGGAUGGUGUCACAAUGUUCAUCAACAAUGAACCACCAAGCGGCAAAGAAUUCGACAACUGCUUUGACCUGAUCGUCAAGGGGUCAUGCGAUGAGGUUGCACGCCAGGCGAACCUAAAACCAUGGGAGUCAGAGGACAUUACCCCGCGCGUGUACGAAUCCUCGCCCGAGCCCAUUCCCCACAGCUAUUCCGACAUUUCUGUCGUAGUCACGCCGAGAAAAAGACCUCGCGCAGAUACUGGCCUCGUCACACCUUCUGCCAGUCAGGACGAGAAGCCCACGAAAAAGCCGGCCACCAAGGUUUCGAAAAUCAAGCUCGAGAAUCCAGCAAGCAAUGGCCGAAGCAUCAAAGACGUUAUCAACAACGGAAAGCCUACUUCUCGCAAGCCUACUACCUCCAAGUUCAUCACCAAGCCCGCCCCCAAUCCUCGUACCAAGAAGGUUGCAACUGCCUCGAAAAAGCGUGCUCCGGUCAAGCAAAAUGCCACCAUCACCUCGUACAGCGGCCGCGUUACCAAGACAUCUCUAUCUGCUGGCAAGAUCAGUACAAAGGCCGACCUCAAAGCUAUGCAGCCGGUCCCAGCGGGCGCCCCAAGGAACAACGGUACUCUGCCCAUCAGAUCAGGGCAACCCGAGAAAGCAGACAUCGCGCUCGACUCAGAGUCUCGUCCUCGGCCAGUGGCUUCCUCCUGA